UAAAAGUUUCUAUUCAUAAGGACUUUCUCUUUUCAUAACUAUAUACUACUUAGUGUAAAAAGAAUAAUGAUGCUAUCUAUUUCAUUGAAACUAUUUGCCUGUCAAAUAUUUUUAUUACUCGUAGUUGAAACACUUUCUCAAAGAAUUCGUUUUGCGGAUCGUGGGCCGCAAUAUGGACAAAGGUAUCAGUGUCAGUCAGAUUCUACAUGCAUAGCUAUAAGCAGAUGUCCUCCCGCAAGAAGAGUACGAAAUUCACCGCAAUGUUCAUACAAUGCAGGGUAUUACAGGUGGGCUUCUGGUGUAUGUUGUAGCAAUGCAGCAUUUCCACCUCCUCCUCGCCCUGGACCUCCCCUAGUGAUGGAUACAGCGGCAUCGGAUGUCAGUUUCAUUGAUCAAGGAGGAGUUCGCUUUCCAGGGCGUGACCCGAGAACUAGAUCCUAUCCUCCCUAUUUCGAAAAUAAUCAAGAGCAGUGUCCAAGAAGAUCCAGAUGCAUAGCCUGGAGUAGAUGUCCACCAUCAAGACGGUCCAGAGUCCCAAAUGACUGCUAUUACGAAGGCUAUUCCAGAAGGAAUCCUGGAGUGUGCUGUGUCGAAGAAAGAAGAAGAACUCUAAGCGGCGAAAUUCCAAAUGAAAUACCACGUUUUCCCGUUUCCACAACUACGUCAACUACUACAACAAUGGCAGCUCCAAUGAAUUCACCAAAUGGCCCUGAUUGUGGGAGAUCUCUUGCGAUAGCAGGUAUGAUGAUUGGUGGGUCACCUGCAGGGCAAAAUGUUUAUCCCUGGAUGGUUGCAAUUACUACCUUGGAUGGAAUUCCAACUUGCACAGCUUCUCUCAUUGAUCGUACGCACGUUCUAACUGCAGCUCAUUGUUUCGAUACUAACGGACCCAUAGACACGAAGAUUUAUGCUUUACGUAUUGGAAAUGUUGAUCAAAGACUGGGAGACCGUUAUACCAUAAGCAAUUUGGCGAUACCAAAUACUUACCGAAAUGGACGAUAUUACAGCGACGUUGCAGUAAUUACUUUGGACAGGCCAGUCAAUUCACCAGACUUCAUGCCCAUAUGCUUACCAGAUUCAACUUUCAGGAACUUCACCAACAGAGGUGUAACUCUUGCUGGCUGGGGCUCCACAAGGCAUGGUGGGCCGACAUCAGAUAUUCUUAUGCAGCUAAAUGGUGUGUCCGUUGUUUCUACCUAUCAGUGUAACUCAAUCUUCGGAAGAGGAAUAUCUGGUUUUAAUUCUCAGUUUCCUAGUGGAAUUGAUACUAGUUUUAUUUGUGCGGGCUUCUUAGAAGAUGCAAGAGGAAGAGAUAGUUGCGGAGGUGAUUCUGGCGGACCUAUGAUGGUUUCUCAAGGCGGCCGGUGGUAUCAAAUAGGAAUAUUAUCAUUUGGUCACAUGAGAUGCGGUGAACCAGGUUAUCCAGCAGUCUACACCCGAGUAUCGUCUUCCAUGAAUUUUAUAUUAGGAAAUUUAUGAAUAUAUGUAUAUUAUUUAAAUUAUUGAAAUUAAUAAAUUUGUUCGAAUCUAA
This is a messenger RNA of Parasteatoda tepidariorum (common house spider), 1531 nucleotides long. RefSeq names its product venom protease. Lineage: Eukaryota; Metazoa; Arthropoda; Arachnida; Araneae; Theridiidae. The record is from RefSeq and is a predicted model, not a curated record. Gene Ontology annotation, molecular function: serine-type endopeptidase activity. Gene Ontology annotation, biological process: proteolysis.